AUGGAUUUUCACGGACCGAUUACACCAGCAACAAAGAAUGGUAAUAAAUAUAUUAUUUUAUUAACUGAUGUAUUAUCAAAAUUCGUAAUUACGAAAGCAGUCCGUGAUUGCACUGCUUCAACUGCAGCACAAUUUUUGAUCGAAGAAGUGAUCCUUAAAUAUGGCACUCCGAAAUGUAUUCUUACAGAUAAUGGUACACAUUUUACUGCUAGAAUGAUGAACGAAUUAUUCAAGAAGAUUGGUGUUACACAUUUGUACUCAACACCUUACCAUCCAAUGACUAAUGGUCAAAUUGAAAGAUUUAAUGCAACAAUGGACACUAAAAUAGUAGCAUUAUCAAAUGAAAAACGCACGAAUUGGGAUGAACAAUUACCCUUUGUUACAUUCAAUUAUAACACCACUAUCCACAAAACAACUGGACAAAUUCCAUUCGAAUUAAUAUAUGGUCGUUCACCAACUCUACCUUUCGAUCAAUAA
Molecule: messenger RNA, 477 nt
Organism: Rotaria sordida
Lineage: Eukaryota; Metazoa; Rotifera; Eurotatoria; Philodinida; Philodinidae
Source: the annotation of a GenBank genome assembly